Messenger RNA from Phalaenopsis equestris, 2118 nucleotides. RefSeq names its product exocyst complex component EXO70A1-like. The coding region runs from base 1 to 2091 and encodes 696 amino acids. The record is from RefSeq and is a predicted model, not a curated record. Gene Ontology annotation, biological process: exocytosis. Lineage: Eukaryota; Viridiplantae; Streptophyta; Magnoliopsida; Asparagales; Orchidaceae. Gene Ontology annotation, cellular component: exocyst. The transcript is spliced from 6 exons. Gene Ontology annotation, molecular function: phosphatidylinositol-4,5-bisphosphate binding.
AUGUCGUUGUCCAAUCCAUCACCAAACAUCGCCGGCGACGAACUCGACGGCCCCCUCAACGACAACGAUUCAAUCAUCUCCAAUCUCCGCACCUCCCAUGCGGCCAUAUCCACCAUCCUCCGCUCCUCCAUCGCCACCGCCCGAGAGCUCGACGCCGUCGACGGCCGCCUAUCUUGCCGGCGAGAAUUCCUCUCCGGAAUAGCCGCCGCAAUCUCGCCGCUCCAAUCCCAAGCACUCGCCACGAAAGCCCUCAACAGGCGAAUCAACCAAGCUGUCUCUCCCGCCAUCUCCUUCCUCCAAGCGUUUUCAAGAGCCCGACGGCUUGAGCGCCGCCUGCUCUCGCUUUCAUCCGCAGGAAGUAAUCAAGGAGGCGGGGAGGAUCAUACUUUGCUCGGUGGCGGAGGUGACCGCCCCGCGCCAAGCGGGGGGGGGGGGGGGGGGGGGGGGGGGGGGGGGGUGGGGAGGCUUCAAGAUGCGGUGGAGUUUUUGGAACGGACGAAGGCGACGGAUAAGCUGAGGUUGAAGAGGCUGAGAAAUGCGGCGGCGGCGUUGGGGACGGUUUGUGAGGAGGAGGUGGAGCAGAUGAGGUAUGAGGGUCCACUUGACGAGGCUCUGCUGCGGCUUCAGGACAAGUACGAGGAGAUUCUACGGCGGCUCCACCACCCGGACGUCGCCGAGUGCCCCAGUCCAAGAGAAGGCAAAUGGGAGUCAGACGGUAUGGAUCUGCUUGGUCAGGGAAUGGACGGUCCAGAUUGGCCCUCUCUUGGGUCGGCCGAGGAGAUCGAGGUUCUCCGGCGAAUCUCCGAGACACUCGCUUCCAAUGACUGCCUUGAUAUCUGCAUCGAUAUCUUCGUUAAGGUUCGGUAUCGCAAAGUGGCGAAAGCUCUAAUGCGUCUAAACCCAGAGUACCUCAAAAGCUACGAACCCGAAGACAUCGACCGCAUAGAAUGGGAAUCCCUGGAAUCCUCCAUCUCUCUCUGGAUCAACCACCUCCGCGUCGCCGUCCACUCCGUUCUCUCCGCCGAAAAACACCUCUCCCGCGCCGUCCUCUCCUCCGCAAUGGACGGCGCCGUCUGGCCCGAAUGCCGCUCAAAUCUCCGACCGCAUAAUGGCCGUCUUCCUCCGCUUCGGCGAAGGCGUCGCCCUCUCCUCUCCAGAACCCCAAAAGCUCGCCCCGUCCUCUCCCUUCUGUUCGACGACGCCGCACCAGACAUCGCCGCUCGGUUUCGAGAGCUGCAAAAGCUGCUCGUCAACGCCGCCUCUCGUGCCUUCGCAACGCUCGAGAACCUUCCCGAUGCUUCGCCGCCGCCCGCCGACGCUUCGGUUCCCGGCGUCGUGCGUUAUGUGAUUAAUUAUCUCAAGUGUCUUGCAGAUGGAUCAUAUGCGUCGGCAAUGGUGCACGUGCUCCGCACGGAGAGUUUGUGGAAAGCUGGGUUUCUCUCCCGGCCGGACCCUGACGAAGCUCUGCUAAGGGAAUCGCUUGCCAGAGCGCUCGACGCCCUGCGAGCCAAUGUGGAGAUGAAGCGUGGGAGGUACAGGGACAGAGUGGCGGCGCAACUGUUUGCGAUGAACUCAUACUGGUACAUGUACAUGAGGACACGUGGCUCGGAGCUAGCUCGGCUGGUAGGCGAGGAGGAGAUGAGAGAAAAGUACAGAGCGGCGGCGGAGGCAGCGGCGUUCGCCUACCAGAAGGAGGCGUGGGGAGCGAUACUGAGAAUGGCGCAGAGCGAGGUAGGAACAGAGAGAGGGGAGGCGGCGAGGGCCUUGGCGAGAGGAAAGGUGGAGGUUUUCGUGAGAGAGGUGGAGGAGAACUUGAGAAUGCAUAGAAUGGCGGGUUAUAAGAUUCCAGAUAAGGAUCUGAGGGAGCAGAUUAAGAAAGCUGUGAAGGAGAUGUUGGUGCCGGCUUAUGAGAGUUUCUUGCAGAGUUGCUCUGCGGCGAUGCAGGGACGGGUGGUGGUGACUCCGGAGGCUUUGAAGGAGUUGAUUGGGAGGUUGUUUGAAUGCGGCGGUGGUGACGAUACGGUGCCGUCGCCUGGAGGGGGGAGGUUGAGGAGGGAGAGGCGGAGGGGGUCGAUUAUUGAUGAAGUUUAGAGAAAGACUCAAUUCUCAUGUUUUUAC